Gavialis gangeticus (Gharial) is the source of this 3618-nucleotide messenger RNA. It is a transcript of the gene CACNB1, whose product is annotated as calcium voltage-gated channel auxiliary subunit beta 1. Gene Ontology annotation, molecular function: protein binding; high voltage-gated calcium channel activity. Gene Ontology annotation, cellular component: voltage-gated calcium channel complex. Lineage: Eukaryota; Metazoa; Chordata; Crocodylia; Gavialidae. Bases 132 to 2021 code for a protein of 629 amino acids. Gene Ontology annotation, biological process: regulation of voltage-gated calcium channel activity; neuromuscular junction development; calcium ion transmembrane transport. The transcript has 13 exons. The record is from RefSeq and is a predicted model, not a curated record.
GACUUUGGGCUUGAAGAUUCAGUCAUGCUUAUCAGAACACUUCAAGAGUCUUCAGCAUCCUUCCUCGAGGAGUUCCACGAGUUAUUUAUCCUCUGCAGCCAGUGCCUGCUUCCCCCUGCCUGUGAGGCCCCAUGCACUCACUAACCAGGCCCCCUUCUCUCCCCCAGGGGAAAUACGGCAAGCGGAAGAGUCGUUUCAAACGCUCGGAUGGCAGCACCUCCUCGGACACAACUUCCAACAGCUUCGUGAGACAGGGCUCUGCAGAGUCCUACACCAGCCGCCCCUCAGACUCGGAUGUGUCCCUGGAGGAGGAUCGUGAGGCUCUGCACAAGGAGGCUGAGCGCCAGGCCCUGGCACAACUGGAGAAGGCCAAGACCAAGCCAGUAGCAUUUGCAGUGAGGACAAAUGUGGGCUACAACCCAUCCCCUAAUGAUGACAUGCCAGUCCAGGGCAUGGCCAUCUCCUUUGAACCCAAAGACUUCCUGCAUAUCAAAGAGAAAUAUAACAAUGACUGGUGGAUCGGGCGCCUGGUGAAGGAGGGCUGUGAGGUGGGCUUCAUCCCUAGCCCUGUCAAACUGGAAAACAUGAGGAUGCUGCAGGAGCAAAAGAUGAGGCAAAACCGCCUCAGUUCAAGCAAAUCAGGGGACAACUCCAGCUCCAGCCUGGGAGAUGUAGUGACGGGGACCCGCAGACCCACCCCACCUGCCAGCGGUACUCUGGACAUGACUAACUUAGCUUAUGACCCUGAUGCCCUUGACUUAGAAGAUGAGGAGGCCGAAGGCCUGGAGAACCACCGCUCCCCUAAGACUAGUGCUAGCAGUGUCACCACACCCCACUCCAACGUCAAGCGCAUCCCCUUCUUUAAGAAGGCAGAGCACGUGCCCCCCUAUGACGUGGUACCCUCCAUGCGGCCAAUCAUACUUGUGGGGCCGUCCUUGAAGGGGUACGAGGUGACAGACAUGAUGCAGAAAGCUCUUUUUGACUUCCUGAAGCAUCGCUUUGAUGGCAGGAUCUCCAUCACGCGGGUGACAGCCGACAUCUCCCUGGCCAAGCGCUCCGUGCUGAAUAACCCCAGCAAACACACCAUCAUCGAACGCUCCAGCACACGCUCCAGCCUGGCUGAGGUGCAGAGUGAGAUUGAGCGCAUUUUCGAACUGGCCCGGACCCUGCAGCUUGUGGCUCUUGAUGCAGACACCAUCAACCACCCAGCCCAGCUAGCCAAGACCUCACUGGCCCCCAUCAUUGUGUACAUCAAGAUCACCUCCCCUAAGGUGCUCCAGAGACUGGUCAAGUCCCGGGGAAAGUCCCAGGCCAAACACCUGAAUGUGCAGAUGGUGGCAUCAGACAAACUGGCACAGUGCCCUCCGGAAAUGUUUGACAUCAUCCUGGAUGAGAACCAAUUGGAAGAUGCCUGUGAGCACCUAUCUGAGUACCUGGAAGCCUAUUGGAAGGCCACGCAUCCACCCAGCAGCAACCCACCCAAUCCCCUGCUGAACCGCACCAUGGCUACCGCUGCCCUAGCUGCCAGUCCAGCCCCCGUCUCCAACCUCCAGGGCCCCUACCUAGUGCAUGGGGAGCAGACGCGUGAGGGGGAGCGUGCUAGCCUUCAUGACUACCCAGGGGAGCCGGCCACCCGUGGCCAGGGGCGUCCAGGCCAGCCCCAUGCCCGCCUAGUCAACCGUGGCCUAUCACGCCAGGACACCUUCGACUCGGAGACCCAGGGCAGCCGUGACUCGGCCUACACAGAGCCGGGUGAUUCCUGCAUGGACAUGGAGACAGACCCCUACGAGGAGCCUGAAGCUGAGCCGUGCAGCACCCCCGGUGCCUACCACCGAGGGCUGGGCCGCCACCACCUCCGCCUGCACCAGAGCUCCUGGGAUGAGGAUGAGCCAGAUCGGGAGAACCACAACCGGCAACCUCGGGGCAAGGGGCGAGACCACUACUGCCAGAACGAGGAGGAGGCCAUGGGCAUGAACAAGAAUGACAUGGAAGCCUGGGGGCGGGACGUGUACAUCCGCUAGAGCCAGGGCAUCUGCCUCUGCAGGAGAGGGGUGGUGUGCGGGGAUCUUUUCCCCCCCUCCCCAGAUCCCCUGACUAUGGGGCUUCCCUACUUUGGUUGUUUUGGGUUGGGGUGGCCCUUCCCUCCUUAACCAGGGCUGGCCUCAGAUUGUACAGUGCCCCCAUCCAGCUUGGAUGAGGGCUCCCCUGCCUUCCCCCCACCCCAUAUGGGGCUCCCUUGCCAGCAGUGCCAUGGGGACCCCUUUGCCAAUGGUGACACAGGCCCCCCCAACUCAGCACCCAGAGGGGGCCCCUGCCGACACUCCUGGGGCCCCUCUCACCUCCUAUAAGAUUGUGAAUAUUCACCUCCACCUUAAGCCCCUCCUUGGCUCUGUGGGUCCCCUGGGUACCCAGAGAGGAGGGGCGCCCUGGCGUCCACUGUUGCCUCGGGCCAUCCCUGCCCCCAAAGGGAGUAAGUGACCAAAUGGAUCCAGCCAGCUCCCCUGCUGCCUGCCAUGGCCCUGCCCCAAUGGGUGGGAAGCCUAGAGCUGGGCACUGUCCGUCCCCACUCCCUGGGGAAGGAAAGCAUGUUCAACCCUGGUCUGUAACUAAUCACUUCUGGGGCUGUCUAGGGGGGCGGCCUUUCUCCAUCUUCCUCUUCCCCACCCCAGGCUCAGCUUCUCCCCAAUUUGCAUCCUUGCCCCAUCCCAUCGUAUUUCCAUGGUGCUCUUGACAACCCAGCUGAAGAGGGAAGCUGUGCCACUACCCCUGGUUUCUUUAGAGAGUUCUGAUAGCUGGGGGGAGUCAGUCUCUGCCCAGCAAAGAGGAAUCUCCUCUUCUGUCCAGUGCCUAUGAUUAUGUCCAGCCCUUUGUCCGUACAGACAGCCGUAACCCCAGCAAUGGUACCAUAGCCUGCCUCCCAUCAUGGCUUGACCUGUCUCUAUUCUCCAGUGCCUCAGCCUCCAGCCCCCCAUGGAUUUAUUUCAUGUGCUAAGCCACAACAGAUUUGGGGGUGGGGAUGCCUGCACUCCAGCCUGCAUGCAUGUGUGGUGUACUGCUGUGGGCGCACCCCAGGCCGGGGCAUUGAGGGAAUGAGGGGGGCUAACCUGUUUGGAUCUAAUUGGACUCCUAGCUGAUCUGCACCAUGCUGACUCAAAGCAUGGGGGGAAGCUUGUGUGUAAUGCCAUAGGCUGGGUGUUCUUCUGGUGGGCUGAGGAGACUUGGCCGAGCGUGUCAGGGGCAGUUCCAGGACAUCCCAGUCCCAUGUGACAUCAAAGCAAUCCCCCUUGCUGGGGGCACUCAUCUUCGCCAGUGAUCCUGCCUACUGCCUGAGGAGAGGCAGUGCCCUGUGAUGGCGUCUUGGCCUGGGCUACCCUCUCCCUGGGGCCCGGCCUGUUUGGUUUUCCCCUUCACAAAGCUGCUGUCAUCAGACUGCAGGUGCUUUGCGGGGUGUUUCCAUUUGAGGAGCUUGGGCUGAAAUGAAGGCAGGGAGACAGAGUUUCUGGCAGAACAGGCUAUUUUUGCAAAAUGGUGUCUGGCACCCCUUAGUGGGGGAGAGGGGCUCUUCCAGAAGGGUGUUUAUACACUGUUCAUGAGAAACAUGCUUUAGUUAGAGCAGCU